AUGGCCGAGAAAUUAACGAACAACGUCGGCUUGAAUAAUGUGGUGGAAAAACGUAUGCGAGUGAUCUUGGAGGAAGGUCCAAAGAUUCCAAUGGAUUUCGAAUGGGUGAAACCGGAAUUACCACUAUAUUAUGACGAGAGAAAAUUUCAGCUCGGCCAACGAGCUUUCUAUAACAAUGUGUUCUCGAUGAUGAUUGCGAAACUGUCCGGCCUGGUGUCUCUCUUAUCUGUUAGAAGCAUAUUGGAUAUAGUUAUGUUCACCAAACAAAGCGGUAUUCCUUGCUUGGCUUAUCGCAGGUACGCGAUGACGAUCCUCCACACGCUCGUCUGGCUCGAAAAAGAUCCUAUAAAAUCUGAGGAAUUUGUGGAGUCUUUGAAGAUCGUACGGAAGAAGCAUUGUAUCGCAUUCAGAAGAGGCACCGAGGCUGGUUUACAUCGACCAACGCAACUGGAUAUGUCGCUCGCUCAGUUCGGAUUCAUCGGGUAUAUUAUGGUCAGCAGCGAGAAACUGGGCAUCCAGACCACUCGUGAGGAAAUGGAGGGCUUGGUUCACGUCUGGAGGGUCAUCGGGAGCAUGCUCGGGAUGAAGGAGGAAUUCAAUCUUUGCUCGGGAACAGCCGAGGAAGCGCGCGCUCUUUGCCAAAGGAUAUUGGACGAGGUAUUCCUACCAGCUCUGACAAAGAAAAACGAACACUUCGACUCGAUGGGUCAGGUGAUGCUGGAGAGCCUCUGGACUAUCAAUUUCGCCAUCGAUUCGCAAGCGUUCAUCACGUUCACGUAUCAACUGGCCUCUCAAUCUGCGACCAACAACAAUCACUCCAUUGUAAUCGAUACCUCGAACAUGCCGUUUUUCAGUUGGUAUUUGUUCCAUAUGCAGUGCUUUGUACUGAAGUACCUGUUGCGACCUACUGCUUGGUGGUCUUCGUUUUUCCGCGCGAUGUACAAUAGUCUGAUGCGACUCUCGCUCUUUUUGCUGGAGAAAUAUCCCUACUUUGCUAUUCGGAGAUAUGGUGAGAAGUACGCUAAAAUCGAUAUUUUUCGUUAUCGUUUCGAUCGAACGGUUAAUUGA
Messenger RNA from Dinoponera quadriceps, 1068 nucleotides. RefSeq lists its product as uncharacterized. NCBI's taxonomy places the organism in Eukaryota, Metazoa, Arthropoda, Insecta, Hymenoptera, Formicidae. The transcript is spliced from 5 exons. The record is from RefSeq and is a predicted model, not a curated record. The coding region runs from base 1 to 1068 and encodes 355 amino acids.